This is a messenger RNA of Charadrius vociferus (killdeer), 1677 nucleotides long. RefSeq names its product tripeptidyl peptidase I (gene TPP1). Gene Ontology annotation, molecular function: tripeptidyl-peptidase activity; serine-type endopeptidase activity. Gene Ontology annotation, biological process: central nervous system development; proteolysis; DNA-templated transcription initiation. Lineage: Eukaryota; Metazoa; Chordata; Aves; Charadriiformes; Charadriidae. The annotation marks the transcript as partial. The record is from RefSeq and is a predicted model, not a curated record. Gene Ontology annotation, cellular component: nucleus. The transcript has 13 exons.
GGGCGCCUUGCCCGGCUCGUCGAUGCCGUCUCAGACCCCCACUCGCCACGAUACGGCAAGUACCUGUCCCUGGAGCAGGUGCGGGACCUUGUCCAGCCGUCCCCAGCCACACUCAUGGCAGUGCUGAAGUGGCUGCAAGGCCAUGGUGUUGAGAACUGCAGGAGCGUGACCACCCUCGAUUUCCUGGAGUGCCACAUGCCAGCGAGCACGGCUGAGCGCCUCUUGCCAGGGGCUGAGUUCCACCGCUACGUGAAAGGCCAGCGCAGUGUUGUGCGCUCCCCGCUGCCCUAUACUGUCCCCGAGGAACUGGCUGAGCAUGUUGACUUUGUGGGUGGCCUGCACCGGUUCCCCGCGGAGAGGAAGGUGGUCAGCAGAUCCUGGGCCAGGAAGGAAGCGGAGUCAAGGCAGCACUAUGGAGAGAGAGCGGCUUUCCACCUGGGUGUGACACCUUCCAUCAUUCGUAAGAGAUACAACAUGACGGGAGGAGACAUCGGGCUACUGCCAAACAACAGCCAGGCCUGUGCCCAGUUUUUGGAACAGUAUUUCCACCAGGCUGACCUGGCUGAGUUUAUGCAGCUCUUUGGCAGCAGCUUUGGCCACCGCUCUCAGGUUGACCACGUGGUCGGGCACCAGGGCAAGGGCAAGGCUGGGCUGGAGGCCAGUCUGGAUGUGGAAUACAUCAUGAGCACGGGUGCCAACAUCUCCACGUGGGUCUUCAGCAAUGCAGGGAGGCACGAGAGCCAGGAGCCCUUCCUGGCCUGGCUGCUGCUGCUCAGCAAUAUGUCGGCGCUGCCGUGGGUGCACUCUGUGAGCUACGGGGAUGACGAGGAUAGCCUGUCACUAGCCUACAUGGAGCGUGUGAACGUGGAGUUCAUGAAGGCAGCUGCCCGGGGCUUGACCAUCCUGUUUGCCUCAGGCGACGAUGGUGCUGGGUGCAGAAGGGUGCCCGGAGGGAACCACACUUUCCGGCCCAGCUUUCCAGCCUCAAGUCCCUACGUCACCACCGUGGGCGGAACGUCCUUCAAGAACCCCUUCCUGGUGACCGCAGAGGUGACGGACUACAUUAGCGGGGGAGGCUUCAGCAACGUCUUCCCCAUGCCCAGUUACCAGGCUGCUGCAGUACAGCGUUUCUUCCACUUGGCCUCCAAGCUGCCUCCCAGCUCCUACUACAACAGCAGCGGUCGUGCCUACCCUGACCUGUCCGCCCUCUCCGACAACUACUGGGUGGUGACAAACCGCAUCCCACUGCCCUGGGUGUCGGGGACAUCGGCAUCCACCCCCGUGGUGGCAGGCAUGGUGGCACUCAUCAAUGACCGGCGCCUGCAGCGGGGGCUGGCACCCCUGGGCUUCCUCAACCCCACGCUCUACCAGCUGCAGGAGCAGGGCCACAGCGCAGCGCUCUAUGAUAUCCCGGAUGCCGUCACGGGGUAUUACCUCAACAGGGCGGGAUUCGAGGCCUCUGAUCCACGCAUCAUUCGCUUGAUCUCUCUGGCCGCGCAGAAGUUUAUUUCUGACAUUGCCAAUGAUGCGCUGCAGCACUGCAAGAUGAAGGGAACGGCCUCAGGCAGCUCCCGCAAUAAGAGCAAGGAUAAGAAGUACACGCUGACCAUGGAAGACCUGACACCAGCACUUGCAGAAUAUGGCAUCAACGUGAAAAAGCCACAUUACUUCACAUAA